Messenger RNA from Pedinophyceae sp. YPF-701, 1203 nucleotides. The record is from the annotation of a GenBank genome assembly. Lineage: Eukaryota; Viridiplantae; Chlorophyta; Pedinophyceae.
AUGUCCGGUGCUCCAAUCCACGGGAACGGGAACGCACACGUCGCGGCGCGGCCCGCCAAUGUCCACGGUGGGUUCGGCCUCGGUCUGGGGACUGAGAACGCCGGCAGCGGCUUCAGCUUCCGGCCUCACAUGGAGCACGCGAUGCACACGACCUCGGGGGUGAAGCCUCGCUGCAUGACGUUCACCGGUAAGACGGGCAUGGACACGAACAGCACUCCUCUAAGUGAGCGCAGCAACGGGCAGUCCCGGGGGCUGACGUCGCGCGGGUCGGGGAAGUCGCGCAGGACCUCGCCCGACAUGGCGUCCGCGGAGCCGCCCUCGGCGCCCCAGAGCGGCCUCACGCGCCCCCCGCGCUCCACCCCGGCUGCCUCGGCGCCGCCCACGGCCACUCCGGGCCUCGUGCGCGAAUCCAUCCAGGCCCUCCGGCGCUCGAUGCCCACGCGUCUCCGCCGGCUCCUCGUCUGGCGCAACCCCGUCGAAUCCGCGCUGGCGCUCUCGUUCUGCGCCCUGACCCUGACCACCGUCCACAUGGCCCUCACCGGCCACCUCUCGGCGCUCUCCGUCGUCUGCAACCUCCUCCUCGCGCGCCUCGCCGUCUCCUUCUGCAGCGCCCUCCUCUCCAAGCAGAAGCCGGCCCCGACGAGCGCCGCGUGGGCCGCGACGAUCGCGAAGGCCUCCGAGAUCCUCCGCGGCUUCGCGAGCGUGUACGACAGCGUUGUGCGCACGGACGACCCCAAGGUCACGCUGGCGGCCGCGGCGGGCCUCUGGGCGCUGGCGAUCGCGGGCCGCUACGUGUCCGUGAUGACGCUCGCGUGGACCGCGCUGGUGACGGCGUUCACCGUCAGCCCGGCCUACGCAGCGCACCGCCCGGCGCUGCACCGCAUCGCCAACAACGCGGCCGCCGCCGCCGGGCAGCGCUUCAGGCAGCUCGGACUGACCCGGAAGCAGAAGGCCCUCGGUCUCGUGCUCGGCCUGUCGGCGCUGUGGUCGGUCACGUCCUGGACCAACCGCGCGGUCGCCGUGUUCAUCGCCGUCGUCAGCAUCCGCUGCCACAUGCGCCCGACCGAGGUCGAGGCCGUGCAGGACGCCGCCGCGCCGUACACGCAGUCCAUCCACAGGGGCGCGCGCACCUUGUCUAGGACCAUGCAAGCGUGCGCUGAGGGCAGCCUCGCGCGCUUCGGGCCGGGCGAGGUGCGGUCGUGA